CGCGGAUGUAAGGGGAAUUUCUUUUUUCGCUCCACGGGUAAGCACCAAAUUCAGGUCUGAGAACGUGUUGCCAGAUGCGGUAGUUGACAAAUCCAGCGACAGGAACAGACCACUUUGAAGCUCAAAAAAUUUAACACCUCCAGCGUCAAUACCUGAUAAGAGUGGCCUAACCUUCGUGCUAACGCCAAAUAUUCAUACGAACUAACCGUUCUAGUUCCAGUAGACUGCCUGUUCAACGAUCCAUACGUUCCCCAACGCCAAUUUAGUGUGGAACACUAACCUUCGUGACCACGGACCCCAAGUAACGAAAAAGAGUCGUUAUCAGCUUCACCUGAAACAACCACACGGGCGACAUACGGGUGAUUAUCGAUUUCACUUCGUGCUUGUACUAGAUCUCCUACUUUUUCAUUACAACGUUCCAUAUAUGACUUCUGAGUACUUGCAAUUUUCGUCCAUCCCCUCCGGCGCCCAUAAAGGCAAGCAUCACAUAAUCAUUGUGGGUGCUGGGAUAAUUGGAGUAUGCACAGCGUACUACCUAACCCGGCAUCCAGCGUUUGACCCCGCAACGCAUCACAUCACAAUCAUUGAGAGCAAGAGAGUCGCAGGUGGGGCCUCCGGAAAGGCUGGGGGCUUGCUAGCCCUUUGGGCAUUUCCGCAGCAGAUCGUGCCUAUGUCCUUCCAGUUGCAUCAAGAACUAAGCUCUGAGUAUAACGGCGAGGAAGAGUGGGCUUACAGACGUUUGACGACCGUUAGCAUCGAGGGCAACAUAGAGAAGGAGUUGAAGGACAACGAUUCACUCGACGACUCAGACGCUUCGAGCAUAUUGAGCAGUCACAAGCUGGAAGAUGAGAUGGCCGCAAAUGGCCACACCUCCGAUGCCACCACCGUUGCCAGCAACGAAAACAUAGACAGUGUUGACCCUUACGGCUGCAAGGAUGCCACGAAACCAACCGACCGGCCAUCCAAGAUCAAGGUGGUGCAGAAGAAUUCAAUCAAAAAUGAACACUUCUCGCUCACCCAUGGCGAGUUGCCAAACAACCUCAAGUGGAUCAAGCCGGGGAUCAUCCGCGACUGGUCCUACCUUGGUGACAUGGAUUCCACCGCGCAGGUACAUCCGUACAAAUUCACCAACUUUAUCUUGAAGAAAGCCAUGGAGGUGGGUGGUGUGGAGUUAGUGCUCGGGAAGGUGAAUGAGAUCUUGUAUGAUGAAGAAACCGGCGCCACCAACGGUGUCUCGUAUGACGUUUCGUCUGUGAAAACGCAGGCGAAGGAGACGACCGUGCCAAUAGAACUCCAUGGCAACCAGAUAGUGUUAUCAGUUGGCCCAUGGACCUCCAAAAUCCUCCCUGACUGCCCGAUUUCCGGUUUGAGAGCUCAUUCUAUCACCAUUGCUCCCGAUCGGGGCCAGGUCUCGCCCUACGCAAUCUUCACCGAAUUAGCGAUUGGCCAGGAUCAGUACAUCUCACCCGAGAUCUACGCCCGCAAGGACGAGGUGUACGUGUGUGGUGAAGGCGACACCUUGGUGGACGUGCCGGAGACGACUGACGACGUGGAGGUGGUCAAGGAGAAGUGUGACAUUUUGUUUGAGUAUGUGGGGACCCUUUCCCCAAACUUGCAAAAUGGCAGAAUCUUGAAGAGACAGGCGUGUUACUUACCGGUGUUGGAUGUUCCGUCAUCCUCCGGCCCGUUGAUUGGUGAGACAAACGUUGAAAAUUUGUUCUUGGCGUCUGGUCAUUCGUGCUGGGGCAUCAACAACGCUCCGGGAACGGGUAAGAUCAUGGCGGAGUUAUUGUUGGACGGCGUGGUGGAGUGUGCCGAUAUUUCGGCCUUGGACCCGUCUCUCUUUUUUGAUGCCAGUGUGCUUAACUUUACUGCAUGAAGGUCACCCUAACAUCCAUGGAACCCCCUUAUGACUCAUGACCCCUGCCUAUCUUCCGCGGGCCGAAGCUGACCACCAGAUACCUGCUUGAGACGGAUACUGCACUAAAGCCAAUCUUGCCCCAUGGAGCGCUGUAAUUCCAGCUGAAAUCUACAAACUGAAAAUAAAAAUAUAAUUUCAUUCUAUUGCCUUCGGUAAGUCCUCAUCCCCAUGUAAUAUGGUGACUGAAGGCCAUAUUCCUCUGAUAAGUAUCGUUUUACUCCACUCGGAUGUUUUUUUUUUUUUUUUUUUUUUUU
Molecule: messenger RNA, 2175 nt
Organism: Babjeviella inositovora NRRL Y-12698
Lineage: Eukaryota; Fungi; Ascomycota; Pichiomycetes; Serinales
Exons: 1
Coding region: 425-1879 (484 amino acids)
Biological process (GO): retrograde transport, endosome to Golgi
Cellular component (GO): cytoplasm; late endosome
Molecular function (GO): oxidoreductase activity
Source: RefSeq, a predicted model, not a curated record